AUGAUAAAAAAUGCUGUUACUAUCCACGAAUUCCUUGCGCAAAAAGCGGCUUCUCCCCUAGAAUCUGUAGAUGCUAGUUAUCCCAGUAAAGUAGUCGGGCAAGAGCAAGAUUUGUCGCCAAGCGUCGAGAGACAAACCUAUUCAGAGAAGAGGAAAUUCUGGGAGGAUAUAUCAAGGAAACGGGAAAGUUAUCAGCGUUCGGAGUCGGAGGUGUCGAGAACCUCGCAGUUGACGAUAAACGAGAGCGACAGCGAGUACAUACAGAACGUAAUCACCGAGGACACGGCAGACAUUGGCCAGCAGCAGAUCGACAAGUCUGAAACGUUGGAAGAUUUGAACGUGCCCGAUAUAUCCGAGUGUUCCGUGGCGGAGAAAGCGCAGUACUUCGAGGAGCAAAUACAAAAAGAGACGACGAAACUUCCGCCCAAGCUGCAUCAACAGGACUCGUUGAAAUCCGAGAAAGAGAAGGUAACGAAGAUCAAGAUAAGCGAGAAGGAGAAGGUGGAUAAGGAUGAGAAGUACGUGGCCGAAUUGAAACAGAAAAAGGUGGAGGAGAAGAGGGUGGAGAUUGUUACGUUGCAAAAGGAAGAGGAGAAAGAAGGUGAGAAAAAGGAGAGAAGAUUGUCUGACGAGGAUGAAAAGGAAAAGGAUGAAAGUAAAUACGUGGAAGUGAGCGAGGUAACAUCUGAAAAGGAAGUGGGGAAAGAAAAGGAAGAUUAUGUGAAACUUGAUGAGGUCGUAACCGAGAUAUCUGUAAAACCUGAAAAAUUAGAGGAAGAUAUUGAAAGGUUAGAGUCUACGCCUGUUACAACAUCCGUAGAGAAAAUUGAGAAAAUAGAGGUGGAAGAAAAAAUGGUGGAACCGUCGAUGAUCAUCGAAGAAAAAUCGGUUGAUGAGAUUAAACGAGUGGAUGAAGUAGAGAGAAUGAAAAUUGUGGAGGAAACUCCCGUACUGAUAAAAGAUCAAUUAGUCGAAUUAAAAGUUGAAGGUGUUGUGGAGGAAGAAAGGAAAACAGUUAUCACUGAAGUACCUGCACAAGAUAUCGUAGAAGAUGUAAAAAUAAGAAGAGAAGAAGUACAAGAGUCAAUUACACAAGUAAGUAUAAAAGAGAUGGAAGAAGAGAAACUAAAGGAUGUUACAAAAUCUAUAGAAGUAGAACAAAAAAAAGAAAUGGAAGAAAAAGUGGAACCAAUAUCGGAAGUAAAAACGAAAGAAAAAGUUAUAGAAGAGAGUGUAGAAGACAAGAAAGUGGAAGUGGAAAAAUCUAUUCCUGAAGUGAGUGUAGAACGAGAAACGAUAGAAGAAAUUGUAAAAGAAAAAGAAAAGGACGUCGAAGUUACGAAAAUAGUUAUUCACGAAGAAAUUAUAAAGAAGCACGUAGAGCCAGAAGUGCAAGAAUUUAUUGCAGAAAUUGAAGAAAAAAUCGUAAGCGAGAAGGAAAGCACAGAGCAGAAAAAAGAAGAAGCAGAAAAGAUUGUUACAGAGACAAUUACACAAGAAGAAGCAAAAGAUGGUACUCUGGUGCAAGAGCAAGUAUUGAAAUCCGUUCAAGUGGAAGAGGGAAGCGAUGGUUUAGGCGCAUUAACCCAAAUGCCUGAAAGUAAAAUCGAGACUAAGGAGAUGCAAAAGUUUAUGGAGGAAGAAAGGAAACCAGAAGUGGAAGUUAAGGAGGAAAUAAGACUGAUUGAAGAAGAAAAAUUGGAGAAGGCGUUUCCUGAAUCGAUUGCGAAGGAAGAUGAGAAAAUGGACAAGGAUAAAAUUCAAAAGGAAACGAAGCUUAAAGCUACGAUGGAAGAGAAACGUGUUCCGAGUAAACUCGAAAUCGAUAAGGAAUCAAUCGCGGAGAAGGAAGAUAUUUCGCCAACGACUAGAAAGAAAGAAUUCGAAUCUCGAAUACCGAAGCGCGUCGUGGAUGUGAAACCGACGUCUGAUAAAGCUGGAAAGAAGGAUACGCACGUAAGAAAAGAGAGCGAAUCGUACACGAUAACGGAGAAGAAAUCGAGCGAAGAGAUAACCUCGAAAUUGGAGGAACAUUUAACUACGAAGAGUGAAACGCAAACAUUUUCGAAAACUUUCACCGAUCCUCACCAAGCUUUCAAAAUGUUCGAGGAUAUGGAUAGCUUAGGGAAGAGUAGUGAGUUCGCAACGGUGACGUCUAAGAUCGAUCAUAAAACGUCGACCAUGCUGGAGAAGAAAGAAGUAGUAUCCUCGGAGAUUUCCACCGGCAGGGACAAGGUAAUCACGCACGAGGAGAAGGAACGGGUUGAAAAGAAGAAAUCGUUGGAAUCGCAAUUGAAGAAGGAGUCGCCGACCGAAACGUUGGAGGAGAAGAGCACCAGGCGGGAGGAAUUGGACAAAACAGCGAUUCAAAAAUUGUCGAUGAACCUGACGGAUACUCGAAACAUAAUAGACGCGGCUGCGUCCGAAUCGAGGGCCGAGACGAAGAAAGAGGAGAUAUUUAAAAAGUUGUCGGACGAAGAGGGAGUGACGACUCAGGAGGCGGGUAGCAGCGUGUCGAGGGAGAGCGACGCAGACGUGGCUAUACGAAUAAAGAGAGAGAUUGGUAGGAAAGGCGGCUACGAGGAGGAUGUGAAAGUGGUGGAGGGAAAAGCGACGGAGAGGAUAUCGAGGCCAGUCGCGGAUACGGAUCAAAUCGAGACGCUCGCUCAAGGGGAAUCGCACAGAGAGACGAAAGAAAAGAAGGAGGAAGUAGCGCGGCCGAGCGUAAGUUUGGAGGAGCAGCAACGGCAAAAGUUCAAAGAGAUCGAGGCGCGUACGAUAGCGGAGACUCUGAUUCAAUCGAUCGAGAGCGAGAUCGAAGCGAAAUCAGCGGCGGAUUUGAAAGCGGAGUUGCUCAGCAAAGGAUAUCUGGAGCAAAUAAUAAGCGAAAGCGUGGAAACGGAUCACGAGAAAUUGGCGGAUGAUUUGACGCGAAAAUUCGAAAGUAUAAUGAAGAGGACGGCGCAGGAGAAGGCGGGGCGCGUGGACUCGUCGAGAUUUAGAUCGUCGUUACAGGAGGAAUCGUUGGAGAAAAGUUCGACCAGGGACAGUAUAAGCGUUAGCGAGGAUAUAACGAGGGACGAGGAAUCGUCGCCCCACGAGAAAGAAGAAAGUUUCCCCCUUUCGUCGUCCCAGGCCAAACUCCAAGACAGAGAUAUCACCAUGAGCCCCAGUAGCAUAUCGGAACAGAUAGAUUUCGAGGAAACGAUCGACGUGGAUACGAACGAGUUGGAGAGCGUGUCGAAGCCAACGAUGAGCCCGCAAUACGAGAAACAACGAUCGAGCAGCCAGCUGAGUUUCCCUCCCGACAAGAUGGUGUCCGAGAUUUCGGGCGCCAGAGUUUUGGAAAUACUGGAACCAGGUAUGGACAGUCAAUCCAGGGAGGAUUCGGUGGACGUGCCCUCGUUAGAGAUGGACGAGCACAAAAUAUCGGAGCAGACUAGCAGAGGGAUACCGUCGUUGCGCGAGAGCGCGGAAAUGGAUUCGUUCGAGAGGUUGGCGCAAGAACGAGAUAUCACGAUCAGCCCUAGCACCGUAUCCGAGGAUACGAAUAUAGAUUACUCUUUGGUGCAAGAGUCGUCUCAUCCUAUUGGAGGAUCCCAAAGGGAAUUGCCUAUGAUAAGCGCGAAAAGAGCGGACAGUUUCGAGAUCGAAAGUCCUCCGCUCGUCUCGCCGAAACCGAAGGUGCGUGGCCUCGAGAUAAUUAAACCUGUCGAUUGGAUGAUCGGCGACGAGAAGAUCGAAAUAUCGGAGACGUUGCAACCGUCUCAGAUCUUUAAUCAAGAAUUGGAGGCGUACGAAACGAUGAUCAAGAAGAAGGAACGAUUGUCCUCGUUGGACGGAUCGACGGAUCACGAACAGGAAUCCGGCACGAAAUCGUCGGAGGACAUCAGUGUGAUAGAAUCGACGAGGGAGGCAGCGGUUGCUGCGGAUGACGAUCGUAAACCAACGAAAUUCACCGUGAUUCCCGUCAGCGAGCAGGAUUUUGAAAACGAGUUGGUGGAGAAUAAAUUGGACGUUAGUUGUCAGGAAUUGGUCGACACGUUGCAGCGCGAAUACGACGCAAAAACGCCUAUCGAGGAAUACGUGGAAAGUACUCGGAAACAAGUUGUCACCGAUGAAACGGUGGAAAAACACGAAAAAGAAGUUUUGCAAAUGGAAAAAUCGGUUGUGGAAGAAGAACCUAGCGAACCAACUACGAUUGAAGAACAAAGGGUGGAAAAGAAAGAAGAGGUGAAAGAAGAGGUGAAAGAAGAAGUGAAAGAAGAGGUAAAAGAAGAAGUGAAAGAAGAAGUGAAAGAAGAAGUGAAAGAAAAGAUGAAAGAAGAAAUAAAAGAAGAGAUGAAAGAAGAAGUGAAAGAAGAGGUGAAAGAAGAAGUGAAAGAAGAGAUGAAAGAAGAAGUGAAAGAAGAAGUGAAAGAAGAGGUGAAAGAAGAGGUGAAAGAAGAGGUGAAAGAAGAGGAGAAGAAGGAAGACGAAAAGAUAAAGGAGGAGGAAAGAGGGAAGGAAAAGGAAGAGGCGAGGGAAGAGGAGAAAACGAAAGACGAUGGUUUGGCUAAACCUUUGAAAAUCGAGGAAAGUAAACAGGAGAGAGUGGCGGCAAAGCCGGAAAUCGAAUUGAAAUUGGAGAAAACAACGGACGAGUUGAAGGAAUGGACGGAAGCUUAUUUGUCGAAGAUGAAACCGUUGAGCGAGGAAUACAAAAGGCAUAUGGAGAAAGCUACGGAGAAGCACGACAAGCCUGGAAGAUCGACGACAGUUCCUUCCGACACUUGUGCCUUGAAAAUAAAAAAAGAUGAUCUCUCUAGUGUUGAUUUAAGUGCACGAUACGCUAUAACCGUUCUAGAUCAGGUAGUUAAAAAAGAGAUAGCCGAGGUGAAGGAGUCUUUAGAGGCGGCUAAGCAAGACCUGAUAGAGGAAUUAAGCGAGAAUAGUGAAACUGUGAUCCAAAUAAAAGAUUCCCCCUCAGAAUUCCGAUUUAAAUUACAACCCGAGUCCAUUCCCAACGAUUUACCAUUUUUAUACACACCAGCGUAUCCUGCUGCUGAGCAAACCCACGAGUCGGAUACCGAAGCGGUAAAGAGGGAAUCCCCCGUCGAUAAAUCGAAAUGCGAGACGAAGGAUACCGAUCGAGGCGAAACGGAGACGGAUGAUGGACCCGGUGGUAUCGAGGAACCGCAACGUGAAACGCAAAAGGAUACACCUGUGAUUAAAACCGAUAAGUCUGACGCAGAGACUGCUGUAAUAACCGUCCACGAAGAUACGAAAGACGAGGAGGAAGUCCGCGAAGAGGAACAUCCCAGCCCCGUGCCUGCCAGCAUGUCAGGCUCGGACAUAGACAAUAAAGACGAGAGUUCUUCUUUGGCUUUACCGCGCCCCGUGCUUAGAAGACGCCAGAAACCCGGUAGAAGCGCCAAACGUAUCACAUCCGACAGCGACGCGGAUCUCGGUUCUAGUUCCGGCGAGAGUAGCAAUUAUCAAUCGUGCGACUACGAAAUCGGUAGCGGUAGCCGACCCAGCUCCUCCGACGUGGAGGCGAUGCAAUCGUGCGGCGUGCCUUCGGCCACCGCCUCGGAAUACGAAACUGCGAUGAUGUCGGUCGAGCACUCCACCUCUUCCAAACCAACCUCGCAGGAGUAUCAGACAGCGGCCACGACCAUGAGCUCGCGCGAAUCGAUGAAGUCUUUGACCUCUUUGAGCUCCGGCCAUCUUGGCAGCAUCGACAGCACCAGCGAAUUGUCCGAGACUUUGGUAGCGUCCGAGGCGGAUGCGGACAAAGAGGAGGAGGACGAGGAGGAGGAGGAGGAGGAGGAGGAGGAGGAGCGUUUGGACGGUGCUCUGGACGGGGAGCAGACCGAACAGUCGGACUCGUCAGGCAGCGAUAUACCGAUUGACGAGCCGAUGGACGAUAUCUACAAUCGGGCGCCUUGUCGUAUGAAACGAUCGUCCGAAAUGAUCUUCCCUCAAGUCCUCGAGGCGGCCGCUCUCGAGGAGUCGCCGGCCAAGGACGCCAAGGGUGUAGAUUUCGCCACGUCCACCUCGACCACGGGAACGGGAGCUAGCCCCGUUCGAUCCGUCGAUAUAAUGACAUCGCGAGUUUCCGAGGACGGGGUGCAAAGCGUGUGCACUCAAGUGAUAUCGACUCGAGGCGUGGAGGCCGAGGUUGAAGCCGAGAUGGCAGCAUCCAAGGUGGAAAGCCUGCCGGAGACGGGGACGGGUGAAAAGGACGGGGAGGAAGGGACAACGUUGGACGUGCAAGCGAUCGAGUCGGAGCUUUUGGAGCAGAGAUAUGGAAGCGGGCAAGCCCCGACCAGCGAAAGCCCGGAAAUGUCGAUGCAAACGUCGACGCCCUCCAUAGUGCAACAGGCUUCGAUGUCCACGUCCUCGACGUCCGGCGUGUCUAUAGACACGGUGGUGGGGAAAGAGAAGUCGGCGGAUCGUCAAUCGCCCGACAGCGAUUCGUUCGAGAUGGUCGAUAAACCCGACAUCAUCGACGAUUUCGUGGUCAUAGAGGAAGUUGGCAGAGAGGCCGAGGAGUACGAUUCCGAAGGGAAAAGCAUACGCAUCAGUUCCAUACCUCAGGUGAUCGGCAAACAGUACGAUCGGGAUCUUGAAAAUCUCAUAACGGAAAACAAGGAAGAUUCGCAAGUGUCGACGAGCCAAGCGUCGAAGAACAACGAAUUGUUCGACUUCGAGUCGGAGGAGAGCCCGCCUCAAGUCUCGAACGACGAUCAAUAUUCCCAAUCGUACUCGGACGACGAGCAAUACGAAGGGGGGAAGAAAUGGAUAGAGAUGCAAUUCCACGCGGAUCCACGGGUCUACGACAUCGAGUACGAUCGAGGUCCUUUGGAGGAUAUAAAGGAAGAGGAGAUCACCGACUUCGAGGCUGGGAGCAGUAGAUUCGGCAGUCUGGGCAGUCACAAAGAAUCGAUAGGAAGCGUGGGUAGCAUGCGUGGCAGUUUCGGAAGCACGCCCGACUACGACGUCCUGGCCGGUAGGAAAUACUUCACCAGGCCGUCCGACCACGACAACGUGUCGUUGAGCUCGUUGCAAGAGUUCGAGAACUUGGAGAGCGCCGUAGCGGCCGAGAAUUCUAGAAAAUUGCAAUGCGGCUCCCACGAUUCCGUGAAUAACGGCAGUCUUCCAAGGAGGUACAUGACCAGCCGAUCCGGCCACGGCGACGACAUCUCGUUAUCCUCGUUGAAGGAUUUCGAAGGGUUGGAGAGGGCUUGUAGGGAGGCGCAUUUAAUCGAAUUGCGGGCGAGGGAGGAGGAAGACUUGUUGGAACACGAGAGCCCCGAGAACAAGUACAAAUUGGAGAGUCUAACGCGAGCGAGGGUGGACACGAGCACGGCCGGCUCGUUCAACGCGAGCACGUCGGGCUCGGACGAUUACGAGAAGAGAAUAAAAGAGAUCGACGAGAUAAUACGGAUAGCCCAGUCGAACGUGGAGAAGUCGGAUCGGCAAGACGACACGACGGAGGACAUUUCGCAGAUCGAAAUCACGGACGCUGAGAAAAUUGGGUCUCAGGCAGGCGUGCAACCCGUUUCGAAACCGGAGGAGGAACUGGAGGAACCGACCCUGUUGCCACUUCAAAGGGAGACGAACGUUAUGGAGACGAGUACGGAUUCCCUCGAGUUGGAGGACAAUAUGGAUAAGAAGCAUCAUCAGUUAUGCCGAAGCUCCGACUCGUUGGAGAUGAAAACCACGCUGGAUUUUCCUUCGUUGAGUUCGGACUCGUUGAACAACGUGCGAGACGCAAGGGAGAUGCAGUCGGACGUAGCCGAACACGCGAGCAGCGUUAGACGUAUUUCUUCGGACUCGUUGGACAUGCCUUUGCUCGAGCAACAGGAUUCCGAAAGGCCGAGCAACGAAGAUGAUCGUUCGGAUGGUGUCACGUCGGACAAUUCCUUGGAGCACAGAUCGGACGCAGGGGAAACCGAUAGAAGCGAUAGAGCGAGGACAACACCGAGCACCAAUACAUAGGAAUAUUUUCGUAGAUAGCGGACCAUCAAAGUGAAUUUGUUACAACGUUGGUUCUUAAGGCUACAACGAUGUAUUAUUGAACCAAUUGAAAUGCUUUACGUAAUACAGCAUAAUAUAAUGAAAAAUGAAGUACUAAAAGAAAUACUUGCGCGUUGUGCAUAUGCAAGGUAUUAAAAUGCAUUUAUCUUUAUUUUAUGCGACGUUUUAUAAGAAUAUAAUUGUUUUAUGAUGCUUAAGUGAAAUAGUUAUUAUCUUUAAAAUAUAGGAUUGUUAUUAAAAUGAGGUAGAAACACGAAUGACGCUUAUUCAUUUCGUAUUAAAAUCUAUCGAAAAAAAAAAAGAAAAAACAAAAAAAAAAAAACAAAAAUUGUAAUUGCUUUCGAUCUACUUAUUUCAAUAAUUAUGAAUUAUCUUGCUUCGUUGUUCACGAUUGUUUACAGUAAUUAAGUUUAUAUCGCAAAAAUUGUACUUUUUAAAUGUUAUUCUCGUAUGUCCUACUUGUAUGAUAAUACUUACAUAAAGAAAAAAAAAA
This is a messenger RNA of Apis mellifera (honey bee), 8518 nucleotides long. Its product is annotated as titin. The record is from RefSeq and is a predicted model, not a curated record. Lineage: Eukaryota; Metazoa; Arthropoda; Insecta; Hymenoptera; Apidae. The transcript is spliced from 8 exons. Bases 1 to 7986 code for a protein of 2661 amino acids.